UGUGGCUGCAGGACAGACUUUGGCUGCUGCCUCCUAGAACGUCGUUCCGAUCCCUUUAAAGGUGGGAUCAUGACGAGGAUGCGGGGGAAGAAGGCGGGAGCCGAGGGCUAGAGAGUGUCGGUUGACAUAGUAACUCUUCAGCUCCGUCUCCCUUGCUCUCCGCUCUCAGGCUCCGCUGCCACCCGCCGCCCCGCCUGUGCUCGCUCGGCCAGGGAGCCCCGGCCACCUCUUCGCGGGGUCCCCUCGGCCGGACGCGCUAAAGUCAAGGUUCCUUUGGUGACCUCCCUAAGUGGUUACUUCUCCCCGGGACAGGGUGGGAGCCACUCGCGGAGCUCAAACGGCCGGGCGCCCGCAACCCCUGCCUCACCCUCGUUCCCUGGGCACUAGUCUGCCCCGGGCCAGUCCAGCGGGUGACGGGGACCCCUCCGCACCGGGUCCCCACUGGAACUGCCAACGCACCUCCCCCAGGAGCAGGACCUUGGCCAGUCGGGCGUUCCCGCCAUGAACCAGAGUCCAGCGUUCGGGCCCCGGAGAGGCGGCUCUCCCCGGGUCGCGGCCGGGGCCGGCGCGCGACGCAACGAGAGCCAGGACUAUCUGCUCAUGGACUCGGAGCUGGGAGACGACGGCUGCCCGCAGCCUCCGCUGCCUCCCUACGGCUACUACCCGUCCUUCCGGGGUACAGACAACAGACUGGCCCACCGGCGGCAGACAAUUCUCCGUGAGAAGGGAAGAAGGUUGGCUAAUCGAGGACCAGCAUACAUGUUUAAUGAUCACUCAACAAGCUUAUCUAUUGAGGAGGAACGCUUUUUAGAUGCAGCUGAAUAUGGCAACAUCCCAGUGGUGAGGAAGAUGUUAGAAGAAUGUCUCUCACUCAACGUUAACUGUGUGGAUUACAUGGGCCAGAAUGCCCUGCAGUUGGCAGUGGCCAAUGAGCAUCUGGAAAUUACAGAACUUCUUCUCAAGAAAGAAAACCUCUCUCGUGUUGGGGAUGCCUUGCUUCUAGCUAUCAGUAAAGGUUAUGUUCGGAUUGUGGAAGCCAUUCUCAGUCAUCCAGCUUUUGCAGAAGGCAAGAGGUUAGCAACCAGCCCCAGCCAGUCUGAACUCCAGCAAGAUGAUUUUUAUGCCUAUGAUGAAGAUGGGACACGAUUCUCCCAUGAUGUGACUCCAAUUAUUCUGGCUGCCCACUGCCAGGAAUAUGAAAUUGUGCAUACCCUCUUGCGGAAGGGUGCUCGGAUUGAACGGCCCCAUGAUUAUUUCUGCAAGUGCAGCGAAUGCAACCAGAAACAGAAGCAUGACUCCUUUAGUCACUCCAGAUCUAGGAUUAAUGCCUAUAAAGGCCUGGCAAGUCCCGCUUACCUGUCGUUGUCUAGUGAAGAUCCAGUCAUGACAGCUUUAGAACUUAGCAAUGAGCUGGCAGUGCUGGCCAACAUCGAGAAAGAGUUCAAGAAUGACUACAAAAAACUGUCAGUGCAGUGCAAAGAUUUUGUUGUUGGACUCCUUGAUCUGUGCAGAAACACUGAAGAAGUGGAGGCCAUUCUGAAUGGGGAUGUUGAGAUACGCCACAGUGGUGGAGAUCGCGGUCGUCCAAAUCUCAGCCGUUUAAAACUUGCCAUUAAAUAUGAAGUAAAAAAAUUUGUAGCUCAUCCAAACUGUCAACAGCAGCUUCUCUCCAUCUGGUACGAGAAUCUCUCUGGUUUGCGGCAGCAGACGAUGGCAGUCAAGUUUCUCGUGGUCCUCGCCGUUGCCAUUGGACUGCCCUUCUUGGCUCUCGUUUACUGGCUUGCUCCAUGCAGCAAGAUGGGGAAGAUCAUGCGUGGACCAUUCAUGAAGUUCGUAGCACACGCAGCCUCCUUCACCAUUUUUCUGGGACUGCUAGUCAUGAACGCAGCUGACAGAUUUGAAGGCACCAAGCUCCUUCCUAAUGAAACCAGCACAGAUAAUGCAAAACAGCUGUUCAGGAUGAAAACAUCCUGCUUCUCGUGGAUGGAGAUGCUCAUUAUAUCCUGGGUAAUAGGCAUGAUAUGGGCUGAAUGUAAAGAAAUUUGGACUCAAGGCCCCAAGGAAUACUUGUUUGAGUUGUGGAAUAUGCUUGAUUUUGGUAUGUUAGCAAUCUUUGCAGCAUCAUUCAUUGCAAGAUUCAUGGCAUUUUGGCAUGCUUCCAAAGCCCAGAGCAUCAUUGAUGCAAAUGAUACUUUGAAGGACUUGACCAAAGUCACAUUGGGAGACAAUGUGAAAUACUACAAUUUGGCCAGGAUAAAGUGGGACCCUUCUGAUCCUCAAAUUAUAUCUGAAGGUCUUUAUGCAAUUGCUGUAGUUCUAAGUUUCUCUAGAAUAGCUUAUAUUUUACCAGCAAAUGAAAGCUUUGGGCCUCUGCAGAUAUCACUGGGAAGAACAGUGAAAGACAUCUUCAAGUUCAUGGUCAUAUUCAUCAUGGUGUUUGUGGCCUUUAUGAUCGGAAUGUUCAACCUCUACUCCUACUACAUUGGUGCAAAACAAAAUGAAGCCUUCACCACGGUGGAGGAGAGUUUUAAGACACUAUUCUGGGCUAUCUUCGGACUUUCUGAAGUGAAAUCAGUGGUCAUCAACUAUAAUCACAAAUUCAUUGAAAACAUUGGUUAUGUUCUUUAUGGAGUCUAUAAUGUUACAAUGGUCAUUGUUUUGCUAAAUAUGUUAAUUGCAAUGAUCAACAGUUCAUUCCAGGAAAUUGAGGAUGAUGCUGAUGUGGAAUGGAAAUUCGCAAGGGCCAAACUUUGGUUUUCCUACUUUGAAGAGGGAAGAACUCUUCCUGUUCCCUUCAACCUGGUGCCAAGUCCAAAGUCCUUGUUUUAUCUCUUACUGAGGCUUAAAAAGUGGAUUUCUGAGCUCUUCCAGAGUCAUAAAAAAGGUUUCCAGGAAGACCCAGAAAUGAACAAGAGAAAUGAAGAAAAGAAAUUUGGAAUUUUGGGAAGUCAUGAAAAUCUCUCAAAAUUAUCACUUGACAAAAAACAGCUUGGGCACAGUAAACAGUCAAGUAUAAGGAGUUCAGAAGAUUUCCAGUUAAAUAGUUUCAAUAAUCCUCCAAGACAGUAUCAGAAAAUAAUGAAGAGGCUCAUUAAAAGAUAUGUACUAAAAGCCCAGAUAGAUAAGGAGAGUGAUGAAGUGAACGAAGGGGAACUGAAGGAAAUUAAGCAGGACAUCUCAAGUCUCCGCUAUGAACUCCUUGAAGAAAAAACUCAGAAUUCAGAAGACCUAGCAGAACUUAUUAGAAAACUUGGGGAGAAAUUAUCAAUGGAACCAAAUCAGGAGGAAAGCAAUAGAUAAUGCAAAGACUUCCUUUAAAAUCCAUAUUUAUUUGUCCACUUGAAGCCAUAUUAUUUUUUGAUUUAUUUUUUUAAGUGCCAAUACGACCACCUUUUACACAAGAAAAAGUUCAAAGAUGAUUGGGUCAUCCUAUCAUCUGGAACCCUAAUAUUUAAUAUUUUUGGUGAUUAAAUUUCAUUGUUCAGCUAAAGAUUUCAGAUUAUGAUGAACAUUAUGCCCAGUUGUUGGUGCUUGUUUUAUAAACUGCUUUCUUGAGCAUAACUAUUGUCAUGAUGUGGUUGUCAUGUAAUGUCUGCCUGGAAAUCAUCUCAGUUGGCAGGGGCAGACGCACCAUACUAUGGUAUUUCUCCUGAUGUGAUUUCAGGGACCUUCUUGCCUGCUCUGUGGAUCCCCUGAUGGUGACUUCCAGCCCUAAAAUCUAGAGAAAAAUAAUCUAUGGCCAUUUAUAGAAUGCUGUUUAAUCAUUUACCCUGCUAAGCUCCCUCCUCUCCCACCUGCCCCAGGAUACAAUUGGUAAUGUCUGUGCAAAGUGGAAUUAAAUCUUUCCUAAAUUUUCUGGUUCAUCUCUUUGAAAAUGCUACACUUAACAGUGAAAAAGUGCUUCCUCCACUGAAUCCUGGAAACAUGGUUCAGUUGUGUGUGGGGGUGUGUGUGUGCACACGCACCUGCACAUAGGAGCGUGAAAUGCUUUCCCUGUUUUCUUUUGAAGCCAGUAUUGACACUCAGAAGCUCUUUGUUAUAUUUUUUUUUUAUUGUGACUGAAAAAUCGUUGACCAAAUAAGAACCCUUUCUUGGAGAAGUAUCAAAGCCACAAAUAAUUGUGGCUGUUUGGUUCAGUUAUAGCAUAAUUUUAUGCCAUCUCUGAAGGCAUUUACAGGUGAAUUCCCACAUUUGGCAUCGAAUGUAAAGGAAAAAAAGUGCUGAGGGAACUUGCAACUACUUCUCCGUUAUUCUCAGUAUGUUCUACCACCCUCUCAAAAUACAUAUAACAAGAAUUUGCAUGAUGAGCAUUCGUCAGGAGGUUGUCAUGACUUACUGAUGAUGUGAGGCACGACCCGAAACAGCUAAAACAGAGAAAUGAAGGCUCAUCUGUUCAACUACUCAAAGACUAUGAACAUUUCAAUGAUACUGGCUGUUAAGUGGAAGUGCCACUUUAAGUUCAAUAAAGAGAGGCUUCAAAAGCAAAUUUUAAACUUCAUCCUAAAGAUAAAAUGGUCACAGAAAAUCUGGUUAGCCCCAGCUUUGAUGUAAUUUAAAUCCGAGGACUUUUAUGUAACCAGAUCAGAAAAUAUAGCUGAAAUUGUAUAUUCAGUGAUUUCAUAUUCGUGGGUAUUAUUUAUUGAGAAGUUAGUUAGUGAUACGGAAAAGGUCUGUUUUCAAGUGUUUUGUGACAUUUGAAUGAAAAGUUGUAAAAAUCAACCUCAUACCAAAUGCACCAUCACAAAUUAAAAUAACUAACAUCCACAUAGUUUGUGUGCUGUGCCGUGCAAGAGGUUGGCCUCUGUGCCAUGGAGGGCUCUAUGACAGCCAAAGGGCUUGACUCCAGAAGACUCUAGAAAAGAUAUUCAGAUUCCUCAGUGUCUUUUAAGGUGGGUUGACUUGACAAGACAUAAGUUCUGGGAAAUGCAACAGGCACGACUGGGUUCCUCAGUAAAAGGCAUUACUAUCAAGUGCCACCUGUUAUUGUUCAAAGUUAAUAUGUCUUGAAGUGCGCAGAUUUUCCUUAAAGUGCAGGUGAAUUAGCACCUCUUCUAAUUUCCUUUAAAUUGGAAGAUGAAAAGAGAAAUCAACUGUACUUUAAGAAAGGUUUACAAAAUUCCAACAAGAGCUUAAAGGUAUAUUGUCAGAGGAUGGUCAUAAGCAUGACCAUCUUUCAUAAGGUUCAAGGCCACUGGCUUUAAAUCCUGUAUUCAUGUCAGCUUAACUUUUUAAAAUAAAGUGACUAAUAAGUUGAAAUGUAUAUCCAAACUGCACUCUCCCUCUCUCUCUCUCUGUCAUAUUUCCCCUCUCAGAUUUGGUGCUUUCUGGAGGUUUGGGUACC
This is a messenger RNA of Equus quagga, 5341 nucleotides long. RefSeq names its product transient receptor potential cation channel subfamily C member 6 (gene TRPC6). The coding region runs from base 502 to 3300 and encodes 932 amino acids. The transcript is spliced from 13 exons. Gene Ontology annotation, biological process: calcium ion transmembrane transport; manganese ion transport; regulation of cytosolic calcium ion concentration. Lineage: Eukaryota; Metazoa; Chordata; Mammalia; Perissodactyla; Equidae. The record is from RefSeq and is a predicted model, not a curated record. Gene Ontology annotation, cellular component: membrane; cation channel complex. Gene Ontology annotation, molecular function: protein binding; store-operated calcium channel activity; inositol 1,4,5 trisphosphate binding.